UCAGCCUACAGAAAUUCAUUCGCGUAACGUCAUUAAUACGCACAUUCAAAGUCCGACAGGAUAUUAAUUACAGAUUCCUACUCUCAUGGGAGCAUGUAGCUAUUCCCAUGUUACAGUUUUUUUUCACAGAUGAGAAGAAGAAGAAGAAAAAGAGCCAGCCCUAAAUAUAACAUGAAUAAUCUACAAUACCCAUGUUGACUAAACUUGCAGGAACAGAAAAUAACAAAGAUUAAAGUCGACUAAAAGACUAAACAAUGCUGUAGAAUGGCGGUCUACCUUUAAAGCAGAUUUGCACCCGGCUGAGAGCUCCGCCGGGUCUGGUAUGGACCGGCAUUUAGUUGCAGGGUUUUUUUAGGGUUACUUGAGUAUGGAAAAGAAGGUUAAAGAAUAUGUAGCGGUGUUCUUUGUUUUCCUGGCUGUUAAAUUCACAGCUGUUUCGGCUGUCGGAUCAAUGAGUUCUCUGGCAGCUUCGUAUGGAGAAAAUGGGCGGACACUUUGCGGGCUGAACGCCGAUGGCUCACAUUUUGCUACUUGUUUCGGCAGCGAUGCAGCGAUUGUUUACGGUGCGCCUCUCAGAAAGGCGUUUACUGGCCUGACCGCCGGUGAUGGUUUUGUGUGUGGAUUGGAGGGUUCAGGGCAGCCGUAUUGCUGGGGAAACAAUGUGUAUGUGCAGAUGGGUGUGCCGCCCUCUGCCGCUUUGUAUGUUGAGAUCAGUGCAGGGGAUCAUCAUUUGUGUGCUUUGAGGAAAUGGGUGAAGGAUGAACCGGCUGUGGAUUGUUGGGGAUAUAAUAUGACCGGAUCGUAUUUGACAGGUGUGCGGUUGGAGUCUAUUACGGCCGGUAGUUUGUUUAAUUGUGGGCUUGUGAAGGGGAAUCGUAGUGCGGUUUGUUGGGGCGAUGAGACGGGCAGUGGGGUAAUUAGUAUGGUUCCCAAGGGUUUCAGAUUUCGAAGCUUGGCGGCUGGAGGGUAUCAUGUUUGUGGGCUUUUAAGGUCUGAGCCUCCGGGUAGGGCUGUUUGUUGGGGUCGGACUGAGCUGAGCUAUGGCUUUGAUCCGCCGGGGGCUCUGUUGAGUGAAAUUGUGGGUGGGAAGUUUCAUGCCUGUGGGAUUUUGGCGGCGAAUCGGCAUGUCAUUUGUUGGGGCCAGGCUUUGCCCGGAAUGAGCCCGGCGCCUGCGGGUGUGGAGUUUUUGGCCCUUGCGGCUGGGGAUUUUUUUACCUGCGGUGUGACGGGUUCUCUGCAGACGGUUUGUUGGGGGUUGAAUUAUCCAAGGAAUUCUCCUCUGGCAAUUGUGCCCGGGACUUGUAGGGCUGGGCCUUGUGAGAGUGGGAGUUAUGAGUAUGAGAAGAACCUUUGUUUGCCGCCUGCUAGAGUUUGUGUUUCGUGUAGUAAGGUUUGCCCUGAUGGGAUGUUUGAGUCCAAGGCUUGUGGACCCGCCGGUGAUCGGCAAUGCAGUUAUAAUUGUUCGGUCUGUGGGGAAGAAUCCGGGCAGGGGUGUGGUGAAGAAUGUGGGAAACAGUCUGGUGGGAAGAAGAAACGGGCAGCCCUUGGGACGCCGAUGAUUGUGGCGGAGAUGGCUAUAGCUGUUGUUGUGGGGGUUAUUUUGUCUGCGAUGGCGGUCGCUUGGAUCCGGUUCAGGAUGUCUAAGCCGGAUCUGCCGGAGGCAACUGUUAGCAUAAAAGCGUCGCCUGCACCAAACAAGAAGGCAACUGUAGCGCAGCACGAAUUCAAGAUCAAGCGGGCGCAGGUAUUCAAAUAUGAGGAGCUGGAGCGAGCGACAGGGGCCUUCAACAAGGAAAGCGAGGUAGGGCGGGGCAGCUACUCGGUGGUGUUUAAGGGCAUUCUAUCAGACAACCGGGUUGUGGCCGUGAAACGGGCGGUGGUGGCGGCUGAGCGCCACCGAACCGACUGCAACGAGUUCGAGCGUGAGGUGGACUUACUGUCACGGCUCAACCACGCCCACCUCUUGAACCUCCUGGGCUACUGCGAUCAGAAUGGCGAGCGCCUCCUGGUCUACGAAUUCAUGUCUCAUGGAACCCUACACGAGCACCUGCACGGCAAAACCAAGCCAAAACUCAGCUGGAUCCGCCGGGUCACCAUAGCCGUACAGGCCGCCCGGGGGCUAGAGUACUUGCACGGUUACGCUUGCCCGCCGGUUAUUCACCGCGACAUAAAGUCAUCCAACAUUCUGAUCGAUGAGGAUCACAAUGCCCGGGUGGCCGAUUUUGGCCUUUCUCUGCUCGGUCCGGCAGACAGCAGCUGCCCGCUCGACGAGCUCCCGGCGGGCACUUUGGGUUAUCUCGACCCAGAGUAUUACAGACUCCAUUACCUCACCACAAAAUCAGAUGUUUACAGCUUUGGCGUCUUGUUACUCGAAAUCCUCAGCGGGCGGAAGGCAAUUGACAUGAAGUAUGAAGAGGGUAGCGGCAAUAUAGUGGAAUGGGCCGUUCCGCUGAUCAAAUCAGGCCAAACGGGGCUCAUUUUGGACCCAGAUUUGGAGCCGCCUAUGAAUUACGAGGCCCUGUUUCGCAUUGCCAAGGUCGCAUACAAGUGCGUGAAAAUGCAGGGGAAAAAGCGGCCGUCCAUGGAUCGUGUCACGACGGAGCUCGAGCGAGCCCUGGCAUUGCUGAUGGGUACGCCCUGUGAUGAACAGCCCAUUCUGCCCACAGAGGUCGUUUUGGGCAGUAGCAGGUUGCAUAGAAAACCCUCUGGUGGAUCGCAGGAUUUGGAAGUGCGGGCGCCCUCCUGGAUUACUUUCCCCAGCGUUGCAUCUUCGCAGAGGAGAAAAUCCUCUGUUUCUGAGGACACCAAGAAUGAGCAACAGGAGCACGCCGGGUCACUGCGGCGGGUCGUUGAAGUGAAAGACCAGCAGGAGGACGCGGAGAUCUGCCCGGCUUCCCCACAGCAAAAUCUUUUCUUGCAGUGUAAUUUCUGAUUAUUGAACCUCCAUUUCCAGGCUAUUUCUCUGUUCAAAUAUUGUUUGCGUGGAUUUUGGAGAUGCAUUGGUUUAAAAUCUUGAUUAUUUUGGUCCAGAACAGAAUUUGUAAAAUCUGAUAGUACUGGGAUGCUGUGUUUCUAACCAUUGAAUUUCUAACUCACGGUCGGGUUGCGUCCAGAGUCCAGAGUGUCAUUUCCUUCCUGGAUUUUCAAAUUUUUUUCCGGGGCUGUUGAAUUUGUUUAUGGGCUUCAAGCUUUUUGGCAAUUAUAAUUUGUUACAGAAGUUUU
Molecule: messenger RNA, 3222 nt
Organism: Cryptomeria japonica (Japanese cedar)
Lineage: Eukaryota; Viridiplantae; Streptophyta; Pinopsida; Cupressales; Cupressaceae
Product: serine/threonine-protein kinase-like protein CR4
Exons: 2
Coding region: 368-2932 (854 amino acids)
Biological process (GO): protein phosphorylation
Molecular function (GO): protein kinase activity; ATP binding; protein binding
Source: RefSeq, a predicted model, not a curated record